This is a messenger RNA of Cryptosporidium muris RN66, 3228 nucleotides long. Its product is annotated as U-box domain-containing protein. The transcript has a single exon. The record is from RefSeq and is a predicted model, not a curated record. Gene Ontology annotation, cellular component: cytoplasm; ubiquitin ligase complex; nucleus. Lineage: Eukaryota; Apicomplexa; Conoidasida; Eucoccidiorida; Cryptosporidiidae. Gene Ontology annotation, molecular function: ubiquitin-ubiquitin ligase activity. Gene Ontology annotation, biological process: protein polyubiquitination. Bases 1 to 3228 code for a protein of 1075 amino acids.
AUGGCAAGCAUAGUUGAAGAAAAGGAAAGUUUAUUGAUAAGUAAUCUUUUACGUAUUAGCUUACAGUCAAAUUUACAGGUACAGAAAAGUUUAAGUGGUUAUCCUUUUGUGUACCUUGAGGAUUAUUUUGAAGAACUUGAGAAAUCUGGGAAACCUUUAAAUUUAAGGUUUACAGAUAUUGAUGAUAUAAUUUACUAUCGUCUAAAGACUUUUUUUAAAUAUGGAGAUUGGAAGGAAGGAGUAUCAGCACUACAAUUUUUAGUAGAAUCUUAUGGUAGAUUUCGUAAUGAAUUAUCAUCUACAAGACUUUGUAAUGAAGUAAAAAAUAAAAUUUCUGACUGUAUUGAUUUACUACCAAAAUAUGGUGCACUUUUAAUUCAAUGUCCUGAACUUUUUGAAGUUGAUAAUAAUGUAGACAUUAAACUAAGGAUUUUAAAAUUUUUAGAAAUGGCAAUUCCAACUAUAUUUAUGGCAAGUAUGUUAGAUAAAUUAGAGGCAAAUGAUCCAAAUUGUAUUGAGUCUAUAUGGGGACCUGUAAUAGAUAAGUUAAUAGAGAAGAUUUUAGGAAGGACAUUCAUGGAUUUACAUAUGUCAAUAGCUAAAAAUAUUAUGUUUUUAUCUCAAUUUAAACAAUUAGUAAAUGUUUUAACAAAUAGACCUUUAUUUUUACCAUCAAAUAAUAUUAAUAAUAAUUCAGUUUUUGGUACAUCUCCAGGAUUUACUUUACAAACUGGUUCUUUAUUUGGAGGUUUCAUUAGUCCAAAUCCUAUAGAUAAAAGUUUGCAAUCUAAAGAUAAUUUAAAUCCAAUAAUUCAGAAGUAUUUUAGUGGAAUACUAAUGAAGACUCAGACUCAAAUUACACAAUGUAAAUUAUCUAUUAAAAAUGAACUUUCACUAAUUCAUGAACAAUCUCUUAUUUUAUUUAGAAAUAUAUUAAAAUCUAAUAUUAAUAAUAGAAGAAAAGUUCUUAAAUGGAUAGGGUUAGUAUGUUGUUCUAAUGAAGGAAGAACUAAACUAUUUAAUGCUAUUUCUAGUCUAUCAUCACUUAGAAAUAAUUCAAAUACUAGAUCAUUACAAUCAAGUAUACAAUCUUUAAUUUUAAGAACAUCUGGACAGACUACAAAUGGUUUUUCAUUAAAUGUUUUAGAGCUUAUAUUAAAGCUUUUGGAACCAGUUAAAAUAGAAAAAGUUCUAGAUUUGGAUUAUUUUUAUAUUUUAUGGGGGAAAUUGGAUGAAAAUGGAGAUAUUGGUAAUGAGGUUAAGAGUAUUCUUGGUGAUUUAAUUAAUGAAGCUACUCUUGGAGAUAAAGAAAAGAUAAAACAAUGGACAGAUAUUAUAGAAGCUAAAAAGAUUGAUAUUGAAAAUAAGAAACUUGAAUAUAAUGAUAUUAUACGCUUUCCUACUCAAAUAUUUUGGCUUUCUUGUAAAGCAAUAAUAGUUUUUAUGCACCCAAUCUUAUCAGAAUAUGAAAAUAAAAUACAUGAACUUAAUGAAUAUAGAAAUAAUUCUACUUCAAUGGGACUUCUAAGACAAGAUACUGAAUUUGAACGUCUUACUGCAGAAUUAUUACUUUAUGACUGUACAUUAUUUCAUACAAAUAUAAUGACUACAUAUUGGCAUUUUUUGAGUAUAUUUUGCCAUUUUAUUAUAAGAAGUAUUUAUAAUUUUGAUGAAUAUGGUAACAAAAUAAAGGAAUGGGAUGAUUUAAUACAUUCAAAACAGGGUAAAUUAUUAAAUGCAAUGAGAAAUUUUGGUCAACCAUCAUCAAGUUUGUCACCUCAAUUUUCAGUUUUACCCAGUAGAAUAGUAGAUGAUAUUAUGACUACAACUGAAUUAAUAUUAAGAAUUAAAGGAAAUGAUGAAUCUAUAAUUGGAUUUGAUUUCGAUUCUUAUAUUUCAUUAUGCAUUUCACUUAUAAGUUUUGGAAAUUAUUUUAAUAAUCCUCACUCACGCUGCCAAAAAGGUGUUGGGAGUAUUCAUUAUUUAUUACAAUUACCUCAGUAUCGGCAAAAGAUUGAAACUAAUGAAGAUUGUAUAGAAUUUAUCCUUCCAAAUUUAAUAUCUUUAUUCAAUGAUGUUCAGAAAUCUCCAUAUUUCGAUAGAUUUUCCCUACGUUUACCAAUUAUUAUUUUACUUGAAAACCUUAUUGGGAUUGAAUCUCAUAGAAAUCGUUUAUAUUCCUUUGUUAAAGAUCGUGAUGAAGCAUUUACAAAAUUUAUUCACUUAUUGGUAAGUGACCUAAAUUAUUUAUUAGAAGAAGGAAUGUCAAUGCUCGCAGAAAUUAAAAAACGUGAGAUUUCAAAUAAUGCAAAUAGAGAUAAUUUACAGACAAAUAAUAAUAUAUAUAAUGAUUCAAAUAAUAAUAUAAAUAUUACAAAUCAGUCAUCUAAUCAAAAUAAUGAAGAUUUAGAACAUGAAUCGGCAUAUCAAAAUUCUGAUAUACAAAGUUCUAUUGAAGAGAUGCCAUUAGAACGUUUAAAUCAAUCCUGUAAGGGCUAUAUGCAACUUUCUCAUACAUCUGCUAGUCUUCUACAAAAAAUAACUCAAUACUACCCUGAAGAAAUAAUUGAUUCACCUCUAAUUCUUCCUCAAAUAGUUACAUGUCUUAAUAGUACUUUAGAUAGAUUAGUUGGUCCGAAAUGUCUUGAAUUGAAAGUGAGUAACUUUGAGAGCUAUAACUUUAAUCCUCGUCAACUAUUGGCAAAUAUAUGUUUGACCUAUAUCAAGUUAUCUUUUAAAAAUAUAAGUACUAUGACUAAUUCAGUCAAUUUAUCUACAAAUUCUGAACAAGAAAUUUGUAGUCAGUUAAUUUCAGAAAUUAUAGAAGAACAAAGAUUUUUUAAAGUUGCAACUUUUGCUAAAGCAUAUCAUAUAGUAAGAAGAGAAGGGUUACUCAAUUUAGUUCAGCUUAAACAAUUUGGACAACUAGUUAAGAUUAUACAGGAAAGAGCAACUGAGCAUACACAAGGAAAUCAAGACAUACUAAAUAUAGAUGCAAUGGAUAUACCUGAAGAGUUCUUGGAUCCAAUAAUGCAAGAUAUUAUGAUUGAUCCUGUAAUGUUACCUACUUCAUCUAAAAUUAUGGAUAGACGUAUUAUUGAGCGUAUAUUAAUGUCUGAUGGUUUAGAUCCAUUUAAUAGAUUUCCACUAUCAAAAUCAGAAUUGAUUCCUCAGCCCGAAUUAAAGCAACAAAUUCAGGAAUUUAUAUCUAAAUAUAAAAAAACAUGA